AGCCUGCAGCAACCCUGAAUGGGCUGCUCCCUGACGGCUCUGACUUGCAGCAUCUCCCUGCUUUAAAAUUCCAUUUAAGCUUUGAACGCGUGUUUACCGGGGCUGCGGGGGGCGAGAGGACGACAAUGUGCGGCUAGACGGACGAGCCCGCGUAAUUAGACCCCACUCAUCUGGCCUGUCCUCGCUGCGGCUGCCUCGCCUCGAAUUCACAGGACCAUGCCUCUGGAUCCAGACCAGCCUAACCCCAAGGAAGAUGCAUCCUGUAAUCCAGAUAAAGCCAGGGAUGAUGAGAGCUUCGAUAUCUCCCAGGAAUCUGUUCGAAAGAGGAUUCAACAAAACACCCCCAGUCCUCACGGAGAGAAUACUCUGCAGACAGCAAGUCCCCCUCAAUUUGUGUCGGAGGAAGAACUAAUGGAAGCGGCUAAAGGGGUUACCAACAUGGCCUUGGCUCAUGAGAUUGUUGUUAGUGGAGGUUUCCAGAUUAAACCAGUCCAACUUCCUGAUGGCAGCUUGGAGAAGAGGGUUCGGGACAUUUUGCACAAAGCAUUCUGGGACUGCCUGGAAGCUCAGUUCAGGGAGGAUCCCCCGGUGUACGGCCACGCAAUUAUACUGCUGGGAGAAAUAAAGGAGGCACUUACUUCCUUUCUGUUGCCCGGUCACACUCGAUUGAGGAACCAAAUUAAUGAAGUUCUAGACUUGGACCUUAUUAAACAAGAAGCUGAGAACAGAGCUUUAAAUAUCUCCAAACUGGCAGAAUUUAUUAUCGGUAUGAUGGGAACGUUGUGCUCGCCUGCUCGGGAUGAAGAGAUUAAGAAACUCAGGGAUAUUAAAGAGCCUGUAUCCUUGUUCAGAGCAAUUUUCUCCGUCUUGGACCUAAUGAAACUUGACAUGGCAAACUUUGCUAUAAGCAGCAUUCGGCCCCAUUUGAUGCAACAAUCCGUGGAGUACGAACGCAAGAAGUUCCAGGACUUUUUCGACAAAAAAACAAAUGCUCUAGAAUUUGUCACCCAGUGGUUACAGGAAUCUGCCCGUGAUCUGGAGACUUUGCAAAGUAAGAACUCUGAGCAUCUGAAGGCAGAAGCUGCACCUGCGUCCAUGUCUCCUGUCUCUGUUUUGAAUCAUGCCUACAUGAAACUGCUAACAUGGGACCACCAGCGUAGGCUUUUCCCAGAGACCGUGUUAAUGGACCAAACACGUUUUCAGGAGAUGCAGCAGGAGCUGGUGAAGCUCACCCAGGAGGGAACGCUACUGUUAAUAAUACACAAUUCAACCGGUUCUGCUCUUUCUGGACUUCCUGGGUUUACGGACAGAAUGAAGGCUCUUAUCAGAGUGUUACUGCAGGAUGUGGACUCUCAAUCUAACAAUGCAGAAGAAAUUUGGGCUAUGCUUAGCGAGAAGAUCUGCAUGGAGGUUAACACAACGCUUACUCAGCAUGGCUUCACUCCCAUCUCUGGAGAAAAUCUGGAGUCUUUUAAAGGACAAAUACAGGCAGCUGUAUCCCCUUCUAACCACAUAUAUCGGCUAAUAGAAUCUAGGGUCCAUAUGUUUCUCCUGAGCUACCUGUUUGCCACUAAUCAGAGACCCCUUCCGGUGAUACCCGGAGGACUGGGCCCACUACACGAAGAACUUGAGAGGACAGCAGUGAAAUUUGCACGUCUGGUUAACUACAACAAGAUGGUGUUUAGUCCAUAUUAUGAUUCAAUCCUUGGUGUUAUAUUGAAUAAGUAGCGUUGCCAGCCCUAAGGUUCCAUU
This is a messenger RNA of Spea bombifrons (plains spadefoot toad), 1752 nucleotides long. RefSeq names its product t-complex 11 like 1 (gene TCP11L1). Lineage: Eukaryota; Metazoa; Chordata; Amphibia; Anura; Pelobatidae. The transcript has 10 exons. The record is from RefSeq and is a predicted model, not a curated record. Bases 217 to 1728 code for a protein of 503 amino acids. Gene Ontology annotation, biological process: signal transduction.